AUGCAGAACAACACAAAUGAGAAAGGAGGUAAUAAUGCGGCAGUUUCAUGGCAGAGUUGGGGUAAGGGUAGGUUUAGCGACUUUGAGUACUCCACAAUCACUUAUAUACAGAGUUUUAAGAGGAACUUUACCUUCAAGCACGGAUCCAAAUACGAUAUUCUUGCUAUCAAGCUGCGGGCACGGGCCAGGCCCGGUCGUAAUCAAAAACUCCACGUUAUGAUAAUUAGGGCUGAGCUUCAAAUCAUCGUCGUCAUCAUUCUCCGAAAGGCACAGCGAGACUACGCCGGCUCUCGAGUGCUCCAUUUCGGUGUUCCUGACCAGCUCCGCCGGUGGCCUGACCUCGCCCUUGUCCCGGCGGCCCUGCCGGCCCGCUACAAAGAACUGGCCGGGAAAUAUUUUCUGGACCAGAGUGCCCUUGUAGGUGGAACCCGAGGCGCCGCUGCACAUGGCCUUGAAGUUGGAGACGGUGAUGGGUACGAGGUUGCCGUAGAGUCCGAGGACGAGGCGGCCGAGGGGUUCCGCGUCGGGGCAGAGGGUGAGGUCGUUCUCGCCGAGGGUGCGACUGAGGAAGUAGGACGGGCAGAAGCUGAAGUCGAGGAAAACCCUGUCCGUGACGGUGGUGUCCGGCUGGGGAGGGACGGCGGCGCCAGCAGCGGAGGAGGAAAUGAGGGGUCCGGUGAGGGGGAAGGACGAGGAGAGGAAGAGGAGGGAGCGGCGGUUCAGGGGAAGCCGGAGGCGGUGGUGGGGCGGCGGGACGACGGGAGGAGCGACGGCUGA
Striga asiatica is the source of this 777-nucleotide messenger RNA. The record is from the annotation of a GenBank genome assembly. Lineage: Eukaryota; Viridiplantae; Streptophyta; Magnoliopsida; Lamiales; Orobanchaceae.